AUGAAGCUGAAAUCAGAGACUUCCUUAUCCAGCAUGCUGCAGAAUUGGACCUUCAUCCUGUCUGGCAUAAAGGUUGGACGGACGCGUUUAGCUGACCGGCCAAUCCCCGAAACCACAUCAAAGCCUGUUAUCCGUCCUGCUAAACGCCAAGCGCGACAGACGAUUAUCCAACAGCGUCUUCAGGCAGGCUGGACAUUCCAACCAAAUCAGAAGGCUGCAGAGGCCCGCAUAUGGUGUCGUCCAGGUGAGCAGCGCGAACCUUCUCAAGAGCUGCCGACUUUAGGGGGAAAUUCAGGUACAAAGACAUCGAAGCACCUCAUAAGCAGCCCUCUUAGUUUUGCUCCAGUUUCUCCUCGCCGACGUCGGACUGGCGACUAUAUGCCUAAUCUGGGCUCUUCAUUUGCGUGUUCAUUAGUUUUCGACGAACACAGCUCCUCGCUAGUCAAGUCUAUCCCCCCUAAUGCCCUCUCUGAAUUAAGAUCAGAUGAUAAGUUCAUGGGUAUUGUAGGGGAUUCUCAGAUUGAUAACUCUGAUGAGGUUAGCGACAGCAAUAUCGCCGAUAAUGAUGACGAGAUUGGUAACAUUGACCUCGGCCUUGUUGAUAUCACCAGCAAACCCAAUGAGGAUGACGAUGAAGAGGAGCCAAAAGAGGGACACCUUCAUAUUCGAUUACAGACCGGUUGCCAUGCCUAUGGCGACCUGCAGGACGAUGAACAGGAGCAACCAAUUGACGAAAUCACCAUGCAUUCUAAUACAUCUACAACGUCGGGUGUAAGUAGAUACGCUGCUUAA
This is a messenger RNA of Fusarium venenatum, 792 nucleotides long. The record is from RefSeq and is a predicted model, not a curated record. Lineage: Eukaryota; Fungi; Ascomycota; Sordariomycetes; Hypocreales; Nectriaceae.